Molecule: messenger RNA, 415 nt
Organism: Emiliania huxleyi CCMP1516
Lineage: Eukaryota; Haptophyta; Isochrysidales; Noelaerhabdaceae
Exons: 1
Molecular function (GO): protein binding
Source: RefSeq, a predicted model, not a curated record
AUGGCCGCCAUCGCGUGCUGCGAUCUCGACCGGCUGCACUCGCUUCUCUCGGACGACACCUUCGAUCUGGAGGCGCCGUGGAGCGCGCCGCCCGGCGGCGUCCGCUACCGUGGUCCGCCGAUGCUCUUAGUUGGUGCAGAGCACUUGCGGGUGGAGGGCGUGCUGAACCCUGGAGAACCGUGGACGCCGCUGCUCCUCGCGUGUGACAAGGGGCACGCGUCGGUGGUGGAGGUGCUUCUGAGGCACGGCGUCGCGGCGACGUCACGGGAUGUGCUUGGCGUGGGCGGGCAGGGCGGCACGCUGCCGAUGCUGUUCUACGCGCUCAACUCUUCUGACAACGGCCAAUUCACGGACUGCGCCCUCGCGCUGCUGCGUGCGGGUGCCCAGCCCCUCCUCAACUACCAGAUCGGGAGCG